AUGUCGCCGUACGCAGAAUGCGACUCGUUAAGUCGCUUCGAAUUUAAGAGACAGCUUCUAAAUAUCCAGUGGCGGCGUGCGCAUGCGUCGGGAGAUCUGUAUCGCGCGCACAAUACCGCGACCGGCCGUCACGACGACGCAUCUUCGCAAUAUACAUACAAUGUCGCAUUAAAAUGCACGAUAGGAUUGGCCGGUGAUACUGGGCGGGAUGCAGACCAUAUACGCGCUCGUCGUGAUGCACAUAUUAAGUUAGGCCUCUACAUGGACGCCAUCGGAUACCGGAGAGGAAUUACGAUAGUCACCGAUGACGUCUCCGGUCGUGAGUGUCCCUUCGGUAGUGAGAGCACAAUGGGCGCGCCCGAAUGA
Messenger RNA from Danaus chrysippus (African queen), 366 nucleotides. The record is from the annotation of a GenBank genome assembly. NCBI's taxonomy places the organism in Eukaryota, Metazoa, Arthropoda, Insecta, Lepidoptera, Nymphalidae.